AUGUUCAUCUUUGGAAAUGUGACUUCCUGUGACCGCAGCGACGAUGAUGAGCCGCAAACAGCCAAAUUUGAAGCCCUUCCCCUUGAGCCACAACGUGGAGCCGCAUUUACGACCAGAUCCCGGUCACGCAGUUUGAAGAACCCGCAGGAGAAAUCCCGAGGGACUUUUCGGAGAAAGGGACAUGAAAUCCAGAUGACGAAUGAGCAGAGGCAGGCCAUUGAUCUAUUAUCCGGAGACUACCAAACUGGAGCUGUAUUCUCCCCUUUGGAGCCGGGAAGACGGCGA
Mesorhabditis spiculigera is the source of this 285-nucleotide messenger RNA. The record is from the annotation of a GenBank genome assembly. NCBI's taxonomy places the organism in Eukaryota, Metazoa, Nematoda, Chromadorea, Rhabditida, Rhabditidae.